This is a messenger RNA of Phaeoacremonium minimum UCRPA7, 1959 nucleotides long. Its product is annotated as putative ankyrin repeat-containing protein. The transcript is spliced from 2 exons. The record is from RefSeq and is a predicted model, not a curated record. Gene Ontology annotation, molecular function: protein binding. The coding region runs from base 1 to 1959 and encodes 652 amino acids. Lineage: Eukaryota; Fungi; Ascomycota; Sordariomycetes; Togniniales; Togniniaceae.
AUGGAGAAACCAGACAAGAAACAGGACGAUCUGCUUCGGCGGCCGCUCUACGUCUACGACCUACCUCCGGAAGUUCUAGAAACCCUUACGCGCAAAACAGAUACAGAGUCGCAAGAACCCGAAUCAAUACCCGACACCCCAAAGGAGCGGCCACAGACACCCACAGUCGAGAGCGCUGUAGGAUCACAAGCUUGCUCAUUAUGCGGUCUCUCCUUUGCGACGGUACUAGACCAGAGGAGCCACCAGAAGUCGGAUCUCCACCACUACAACCUUAAGCAGAAGCUGCGCGGCCAAAAGUCUGUGUCUGAGACGGAGUUUGAGAAGCUACUGGGUAACCUGGACGAGAGCUUGUCGGGCUCAGACCCGUCAGAGUCAGAUGAUGACGAGGAUGAAACCUCGCGCAAAGAGACGACGUUAAGCGCUCUCCUCAAAAAGCAGGCCACGCUCGCGGGGAGAAAUAAUACCAGAGAUGGCGAUGAAGAAGAGGAAGAAUGGGGCAGAAAGAAGAAACGCGGAACGGGGAAGCCUCCGUUGAUGUGGUUCGGUUCACCCGUCCUGCCCGAAAACACAUAUUUUGGAAUCUACAGGACUAUAUUUACGAGUGAAGAGCUGGCAAAGGAAGAAGACAUUCUCGAGGCCAUCAAGAAGAGACAAUUACCGCCAUUAGCGCUACCGAAAGUUGCGAAAGAUGGAACUCUUCCCCCGAUAGCAUACAAGGGACCAUACAUCUUCCUAUGCAUGAUCGGAGGCGGCCACUUUGCUGCUAUGGUCGUGUCACUUGCACCGAGACAAGUCAAGAGCUCAUCCGCUGGGCCGAUGAAUAGAGAAGCAACGGUCCUGGCCCACAAAACAUUUCACAGAUACACUACGAGGAGGAAACAGGGUGGUUCGCAGUCGGCAAACGACAAUGCGAAGGGAAAUGCCCAUUCGGCAGGUUCAAGUCUGCGUCGCUACAACGAGCAAGCCUUGGUAGAUGAUGUAAGGCAGCUUCUUCAAGACUGGAAAGGUCUUCUCGACACGUCCGACCUGCUAUUCGUUCGGGCGACAGGUGCUACCAAUCGUCGGACUCUUUUUGGGCCAUAUGAUGGCCAGGUGCUGAAUGCAAGCGAUCCCCGCCUCCGAGGAUUCCCUUUCAGCACACGGCGAGCAACCCAGAACGAACUAAUGCGAUCAUUCAUCGAGCUCACCCGGUUGAAAGUCCGUGAGAUAGUCCCGGUCGAUCCAUCUACGGCUAUCGAUGAGAAAGCCAAGCCACAAACACCCAACAAACCUGUGAAGCCGGCGGCACCGAAGUUGUCGGAAGAGGAGGAAACUGCACAACUACACACAACACAAUUACAAGCUCUAAUACGAAGAUCGAAGCUUCCAGCUCUCCUCUCUUACCUCAAGACCAACUCCCUUCCACCAACAUUCCGUUUCCAGCCGCUUGAUGCGAAUCACCACGCCCCUACACCGUUACAUCUUGCAGCUGCACAGAAUUCUGCGCCCCUGGUCACAGGUCUUCUAACGCGUGGUGGUGCUGAUCCCACACUGGCAAAUGACGAGGGUAAACUACCAUUUGAACUGGCCGGGGACAGAGCCACUCGUGACGCAUUCCGCGUAGCACGGCAAGAGCUGGGCGAGACCACUUGGGACUGGGAGGUCGCAAAGGUGCCGGCUCCUAUGAAGCGAGAAGAAGCAGAAAAGAGGGACGAACGGGAGCGAAAGGAGGCUGAUCGCAAAGAGGCAGAGAGGCGGCGGGCGGAAGAGGAGCGAUUGAAGAGGGAGGGCCCCAAGGUGAAUAGCCAAGGCUCAGGAAGAAAAGGGGGCGUGCUUGGUGGCGGUAUCCAGAAGAGCGCCGAGGAGAGGCGACAGGAGGAAGCUAGGGGGCUGACGACUGAUCAGAGAAUAAAGCUUGAACGGGAGAGGCGGGCGAGGGCAGCGGAGGAGAGAUUACGCAGGAUGCAAGGUAGCAGUUGA